CUCAUAUCGAAGCGCGAACGCACCGGCAUGAACUCCACGCGAGAGAAUUCAAUAACGUGAACGCGACUCGUUUGUUUCGAUGCUGUCAGCGCGUUACAAGAUCUCUGUGUGUUGUAAAUGGUUCUAAUUGGGCAUGACGGUCUAUGCUGAUAAAACGGUGUCUCCGUUAAUUAAUGCCCUAGUGUCCGUGUUAUACAAUACCGUCGGUUAGUGAGAAAGGGCCUGUGUUACGGCUCACUGCGGCCACCAAGCUGCAAACACUGCGCUGGCAUUGGGUGCAUAAUGCACAUUGCCAGUGAGUGUGAGUGGAGUGUUCAUAAAUAGUCAGUGCAAAGGGGGCUACAACGCAAUGAUCCCUAUUUCCCGCCGUCAGGUGGCGCUCUACUACCCCAAAUUGACAACAUGGCGGCGUUCACAGUCGGCGGCGUGGCCAUCACGCCACCCUAAAUAAAUUCGUAAUAAUCCCUACAAAGAGUUCAAAACACUCGCUCAAGGCCUAGUGACAAUAUCCGAUGGAGAUGACGUCUUGUACAAAAGGUAAAUAAUCUUCUGGAUUAUGGUCUACAAUAAAGGUAUAAGAAGAUAAUUAUAAAAUUAUUUAGAUAUGGAUCCAAUUCUAGAAAAUGAAGGUGCUUCAACUGUUUCACCGACGAAUUAUGGAAAGAAACAUAAACAUAAGAAGAAAAAGAACCAAGAAGCACCAGUGCAGGGCCAGACCGUCGUCGGCGAGAAAAAGAAAUUUGUAGUUACCACACUAUCCAGGACUGACGAAAAAGAAGUUCCUGCUAGCAGUGUAGCCCAAAGUAACAUCCAUACUGUACAUUUCGGCACUAAAGGUGUUGAAUCGCAAAGACCCCACGUUAGAUCAAUAUUUAAAGAUAGACCGCCAGACUCAUCAUCCAGAGCGUCAAGUGCUGAAAGAGAACCUGUUAAAAAAGAGUAUGAAACUUUUCACGGAACCUCUUCAUCUAGUCCUCGAAGCUCUAUUUUUGAUAUUUUCAGAAUACGGCGAAAGAGUGAUGCUAAAAAGCAACACUCGUUUAUGCAAAAUGUGAAAGCUGCCUUAGGGGCGACACCGAAAUCUACAGAGGCUCCGGAGUUCUCUAAAGAGGAACAAAAAGCUGAGAGUCCAAAAGAAACGCAUAAGAAAUAUUACCAUACGGUAACUGGAGCAUCUUCUCGAAAAUCUAGUCCAAUGACCAGAGUGAUGGACAUUUUUAGAAGUAAACCUCAUCAAGAGACAGGUCAAGCUGCGGCAGAUCCAGUCAAAAAGAAGAAUAAACAGAUCCGUCGUUCUUCCAUAGAGACAACGUCUCCUACUUAUCACAAAAAUUCGUAUGCAUCGUUGGAUCCGAUGCAGGCUAAGCAGCUCUUUAGAGAAGUUCGAGGCCUUCCGAAAUAUGAUCCUUAUUUAUCUAUUGUACAAAUAUCUAUUGGAGGACGAGAUAAAACAAGACUGUUGUUGAAUUUCUUUAAGUAUCACAAAUGUUACGAAAUAUUGCCCAAGUCAGCGAAAGUUAUAAUUUUUGAUACACAAUUUUUAGUUAGAAAAACUUUUCCUACACUUAUAUCGCAUGGAAUUCGUUCAGCUCCACUAUGGGAUGCUACUAAAAAGCUUCUCGUUGGAAUGAUCACUGUAACUGAUUUCAUACGAAUUCUGCUUCACUACGACGCCGAAAACUUAUGUAUAGAAGAUUUAGAAAGGCAUUCUCUUCACAACUGGAAAAAAAUUCUGCGACCUUCACGAAAACCUUUAGUCAGCGUGAGACCUGAUCAAUCAUUGCACGAGGCUAUUAAUUUGUUAAGCAAAAAUCGCGUCCACCGAUUGCUUAUGAUAGACCCGUACACAGGAGAUGUUUUAUACGUUUUGUCUCAUAAGAGAAUAUUGAGAUUUUUGUUUGUGUACUUGAACGAAUUCCCAGAAUUAACGUUUUUCCACAAAACGAUACAUGAUUUGAAGAUUGGGACGUAUGAAGAUAUUGUGUCUGUUACAGACAAUACUAGUAUUAGAGCAGCAUUUCAAUUACUACUGCAAAAAGAUAUAUCAGCUUUGCCCGUCCUUAAUGAUGAUGGCAUACUACUAGAUGUGUACGCAAAAUAUGAAGUAUUGAAUCUAGUCAGUGAAAAGUUGUACACGAAUUUGUCAACUACGAUAGGAGAAAUACGAAACAAGAAGAAAGACUGGGAAGAGAAGUUGCAAAAAUGUCGUUCAAGUAUUACUUUAUACGAGGCCUUAGAAGUUAUUGUUAGAACCGAAAGUCAUCGAUUGUUGUUAGUUAAUAAGGAUGAUAAAUUAAUUGGUAUUGUAUCGUUGUCAGAUAUUUUAGUGUACUUGAACAGAAUAAUACCUGCAGAAAAGAAAGUUUCUUCCUUGCAAGAGCUGUUCAGACCUCUCGAAGAGAACAAGGUACCCGAGUCAGCCAAGGAAAAUGAAAAUGAAGUUAUAUCUAUUGAGGUACCGCAACUACAAAAUAUUGUAAAUGAAGUCGGUGAAACAACGACGUCUACUGAGAAUGAAAAGUCGGAAAUAAAUAUCAGUUAUAACAGUGCUGAUAAUCAGACGGAGUCUAAAAUGGACCAUGUCGAGGCGUCAAAUGAACAAGAAUGUUCAGAAGAUUGUAAAGUACGCAAUUUGAAUGACAAUCAAGACCCUGCUGCACCAUCCAAUGAGGAAACGAACAAUGAAACAGAUAAAUUAAGUGAAUAAGUAGUCGAUUUAUUAUUCCAAAGAAUAUGUGAUAGGUGGAAUCGCCGAAUCAAUGUAUUAUAAUCUCAAAGAACGCUUUGUGCUUGUAUUAAUAUAGUAAUUUAACUCCAUAAUACUUGCGUUAAAUACCACGUGAAUGCCUUAUUCAUUAUUUAAUUAAUAUCAUUAUAAAACAUUGCU
Messenger RNA from Hyposmocoma kahamanoa, 2887 nucleotides. Its product is annotated as 5'-AMP-activated protein kinase subunit gamma-2-like. The transcript has 3 exons. The record is from RefSeq and is a predicted model, not a curated record. NCBI's taxonomy places the organism in Eukaryota, Metazoa, Arthropoda, Insecta, Lepidoptera, Cosmopterigidae. Bases 605 to 2707 code for a protein of 700 amino acids.